Hermetia illucens (black soldier fly) is the source of this 854-nucleotide messenger RNA. RefSeq lists its product as uncharacterized. The record is from RefSeq and is a predicted model, not a curated record. Gene Ontology annotation, molecular function: chitin binding. Gene Ontology annotation, cellular component: extracellular region. Lineage: Eukaryota; Metazoa; Arthropoda; Insecta; Diptera; Stratiomyidae. The coding region runs from base 127 to 828 and encodes 233 amino acids. The transcript is spliced from 5 exons.
GAUAAAUUGUGGGGGAGAGGGGAAUCAUACAGAGUAUAAGAGGAGUAACGUGGAAGAAAAUUAUGUAUUUCAUUUUCAUUUAUCGUGAAUUUUUUUUCGGUGAAGAUUAAGUGCAAAACACCAGGGAUGAAGUUAAUUUUGGUUGUUCUUAGUUGUAUCGUGAGGAUUAGCUACUCCGAACUACAAUGUGAUAAGACAACGCCGGGAGUUUAUUCGAAAAUUAUCUGUGUUUCAAAAACCGAAUUCAAACUAAGUGCGACAGAUCCUGAUGAUGCUACUUUGUCUUGUCCAGAGGGAAAAGUUUGCGCGGAUGUGGCGGAAAUUUGCUCCUCAACCGAGGGACCGGUAUGCUCAAAUACAAACAGCGGGUCAAUAGGGACUUGUAAGGAAUGCCUUCUGAACACACCAAGCGCGCACAAAGUUUGUGUAACCGAGACGGAUUAUGGUAUUUGCAAUCAUGGCACCCUUUUAUCGCUCCAGUACAAAUGUCCAGUUGCUAUGCCUUAUUGUCGCUUAGAAAAUGAUGGAAGCAUCUGUCAAAUAGAUAACACUGAUCUCGACUGUUCUGCAAGUGAAACAGGAUCUGGCGAAGGAAAUGGAAAUGAAAACGGAAAUGGGAAUGAAAAUGGAAACGGGGGGCAGACUUCUGGUUGCACUGACGAAGGACUUUUUCCUGAUACUACUGAUAAAACAUGCACUAAAUACUUCAAAUGCGUCAAGGAUGCUUCAGAAAUAUUUCAGAAAGUAGAGCUGUCAUGCUUGACUACAGGUUUUGCAUUUAAUCCAAUUUCAACGCGCUGUGAACCGAAUUAUACAUGUACUAACUAAAUUCAAUAUUUUUAUAUUUAUGUUAA